Oncorhynchus kisutch (coho salmon) is the source of this 729-nucleotide messenger RNA. Its product is annotated as C-C motif chemokine 13-like. The transcript is spliced from 3 exons. Gene Ontology annotation, cellular component: extracellular region. Gene Ontology annotation, biological process: immune response. The coding region runs from base 226 to 531 and encodes 101 amino acids. Gene Ontology annotation, molecular function: chemokine activity. Lineage: Eukaryota; Metazoa; Chordata; Actinopteri; Salmoniformes; Salmonidae. The record is from RefSeq and is a predicted model, not a curated record.
GACCAGAGCAUCAGCUAGACUUCUGACACAGAACCAGACCAGAGGUUCAGCUAGACCUCUGACAUAAAACCAGACUAGAGCAUCAGACACUAGAGCAUCAGACACUAGAGCAUCAGACACUAGAGCAUCAGAGACCAGAACAUCAGAGACUAGAGCAUCAGAGACCAGAACAUCAGAGAACAUCUCAGACAAUACAAUCUUCAGCAUCUCAACCAUCUCUGAACCAUGAAGACCCUGACUGCUCUACUCCUCCUGGGACUGCUCUGCUCCCUCCAUACGACAUCUGCACAGCCUGUCAUGGGGAUUUCAGCAAUGACUGCCAGAGACUGCUGUGUGAAGUUCUCCCAGAAGAGGAUCCCUCUUGGUGCAGUGGUUUCAGUUUCUCGAACCUCUAGUAGCUGCCCUCGCCAAGCACUGGUGUUUACAACAAAGAAAGGGAAUCGAUUUUGUGUCGACCAAUCUCAGGCCUGGGUCCAGAGUCAUGUGACCAAGAUUGAGAGCAGAUCGUUGUCUCUGCCAGGACAACGAUGAUGUCAUCAACCACCGCCACCACAAACUCACUGCAAUAACUGUCAGAUCUGUCAAUAAUUUUUUUUAAAUAUUUUUGUUGUACAUACAGUAAUAUUAUUUCAUUCUUAUUUAUUUACAAUACUGUGAAGUUACUGUGUAUUUUGAAAUUGUUUUGUCAACAAACAAAAAAAAUUCAGCAAUAAAGCUAAAUAAUUUUAA